GAAUCUACAAUGCGCAACUCGGGCAACGUCAAAUCUCUCAACAGCUGCUCAUCUGCUGCUGCUAAUGUGUGGACAAUUGUACCAUAGUUCCUUUUCUUUUUUCUGCUAACAGUACUUUAAAAUUUACAUGUCAAGUCUUUAAAAGUGCAACAGGUUAUCCUGUUUAGGUAAAAAUGACCGACAGAUCUGAUAGAAGAUCUUCACUAAGCUCUAAUCUAGACGAACCUCCAAACUCAAGAUUGUUUAUAAUUGGAAGUAAACUUCUCUGUGAAGAUGACUUCCGGAAGGCUUUUGAAGAAUUCGGGAAUAUUGAAGAGAUUUGGUUGGUCAGAGAUCGACAAACUGGAGAGAGCAAAGGUGUUACAUAUAUAAAAUAUUCGAAGACAUCAGAAGCUGCAAGAGCUUUAGAAGCAAUGAAUGGAAAAUGUAUUGGAAAUUUAAAUAGAAGCAUCAGGGUUAUGAUAGCUGCAAGUCGCGAUCAGGGUUCAAAGCGCGACUCAAACGAGGAGGAGAGAACUCUACGCUUGUUUGUGGUUGUUCCCAAAAACAUGACCGAUUCGGAAUUAUACGAUUACUUUAAAACGUUUGGUGACAUCGACUAUGCUACAAUAAUGCGUGAUAAGGAGUCUCACGAAAGCAAAGGUUUCGCAUACGUAAAAUACUUCAAAUUUUCUCACGCUGCUGUCGCUUUCGAAAGAUGUGACAAAAAGUACAAAGCGGUUUUCGCCGAGCCGCGGAAACCCAACAUGAAAAGUGAAGAUAAAUUUUCGAAUUCUUGGAAUUCUCUUAGUAAAAUAAACUCGAGUGCCUUACCAUUGCCUACUGUUAGUAAUCCGAGUGGGUACACAAAACUAAUAGCAAUCGUGAGCCCACAAGUCAAUCAAGAUCAGUUGUGGAAAUUGUUUGAUAUUGUGCCAGGGUUGGAUUAUUGUCAUUUGAGGUUGGAAGGGCGGCCCAAACCCAACAAAGGAGUCGCUUCUGUUGUUUAUAAUAAUUCGCAAUGGGCUGCUUACGCAAAAGAAAAGCUUCAUGGGUUCGAAUAUCCACCCGGGAAUCGUAUUAUAGUGAAACCGGACCAUGAAGGAAUUCAAAAUUUUGAGGGGAGUAGAUCUUCAUCUUCGGAUAGGCAGAAACAUUCCGAUAUAUUUCAAAUAGCUGAAACUAUUGCACAAGCUUCGAAUUUAAUACAAGCCGCUGGACUAUCACCCGACGUUUUACAAGCAAGGUUAGGCUUAAUUCCUUUGUCAAAAGAGAGUGGAAUUAACUGUAGUGUUAAGUUGCCGGAUCCUCAACCCUUAGCUUCCGCAAAUGAGGAAACCGUUUCCAGAUGUUUUAUAGUUUGUACUCCCAACCCACCUCCACCUUCUGUUCUGAAAGAUGUGUUUUCACGUUUUGGAAAUUUAAUUGAUGUUUACAUGUUGAAUAACCGGAAUUGUGGAUUUGCAAAAUACGCAAGUAAAGAAUCCGCAGAAAAUGCAAUAAGGAUUUUGCAUGGGGCUGAAGUUUCUGGGAUACGAAUAAAAGUUUUAAAGGCGGAAGAAAAACAAGAGCAUAAUAGGAAACGACAGCGAGUGGAAGAGAAGCCUUAGAGUUUCGAUAAAUUUGAUUCUGACAUGGACAAGACGGACAUGGAACUCGAACAUUUGACAACAAACUAUACCUAUCGUUUCAGUGACAUGGACUUACAACAUUCGUUUUUAGUCUGUGUUCAUGCUCAUGGUUUACUAAAAACGAAUGUCUGACUUUUUAAUUUUGAAUUUUAUGCUACUUAAAGCAAUUUGAUUUUAUCAAAUCAGGUGUAAUUGAUUUUCUUCUAUCUCCUACCCCACCUUGUAGGUACUUCAUUGAUAUUAAUUUAUAUAAACUUCCUAUUGUAAUUUUUAUCUAUUUUUGUAUGUAUUUUCAUUAGAAUGUAUCUAAUAUAUUUUCAAAUUCGUU
Messenger RNA from Tribolium madens (black flour beetle), 1938 nucleotides. RefSeq names its product RNA-binding protein 45. Bases 174 to 1589 code for a protein of 471 amino acids. The transcript is spliced from 8 exons. The record is from RefSeq and is a predicted model, not a curated record. Gene Ontology annotation, molecular function: RNA binding. NCBI's taxonomy places the organism in Eukaryota, Metazoa, Arthropoda, Insecta, Coleoptera, Tenebrionidae.